This is a messenger RNA of Papaver somniferum (opium poppy), 1128 nucleotides long. RefSeq names its product probable nucleolar protein 5-2. NCBI's taxonomy places the organism in Eukaryota, Viridiplantae, Streptophyta, Magnoliopsida, Ranunculales, Papaveraceae. The record is from RefSeq and is a predicted model, not a curated record. Gene Ontology annotation, molecular function: snoRNA binding. Bases 1 to 1128 code for a protein of 375 amino acids. The transcript is spliced from 5 exons. Gene Ontology annotation, cellular component: small-subunit processome; box C/D methylation guide snoRNP complex.
AUGGAGAUGAUGAUGGGUAUCUUUAGGCGGUUGACAGGACUUUUUUCAUCGGGGCCUGCUGUUCAAGAUUCAGCUCCUAAUAAGAGUUUGGAUGAGUCUCGGAGGAUGGAUGAUAGACCUACGGAAAAGAUGGAUGCCAAGUUCAUUGAGGCUGUAGGUUUAUUCGAUGAGCUUGACAAAAUGGUUAAUAAGUAUGGAAUGACGGUGUGGAAUUUGUACGGUGAUCACUUUCCAGAGCUUGAAAACAUUGUAUCAGACAAUGUCAUGUAUGCCAAAGUAGUGAAGUUGAUGGGAAACCGAACAAAUGCUGCCACUCUUGAUUUUAGUGAGAUCCUACCUGAAGAGGUUGAGACUCAAUUGAAAGAGGCAGCAGCGAUAUCCAUUGGAUGUGAGCUCAAUGAACUGGAUCUCAUCAAUAUCAAUGGGCUCUGUGACCAAGUGUUGUCUCUUUCCGAGUCUAGGGAUCAGCUCUAUGGUGACUUGAAAACCAAAAUGAACACCAUUGCCCCAAAUCUUACUGCUCUUGUUGGCGAUCUUGUUGGAGCACGACUCAUUGCUCAUGCUGGUGGCUCGCUGAACCUUGCUAAACAACCUGGAAGAACAAUUCAGAUAUACAGUGCAGAGAAGGCUUUCCACAGAGCUCGAAAGACAAAACAUGCUACACCCAAAUACCGGCGUAUCAUCUAUAAUUCUCCUUUGAUUAGUAAAGCUGCCCCUAGAUUCAAGGGAAAGAUGGCUAGAACUCUGUCAGCCAAGAUUGCAUUGGCCAUCAGAUAUGAUGUUUUGGGAGACGCUCAAGAUAACACCAUGGGUCUGCAGACUCUUACCAAGCUUGAAGCAAGGUUGAGAAGUCUCGAGGGUAGAGCGAUGCCUCGUCCUAUAGAGACCUACAAUCGAUCAGCUGAUGAGGUAGCUCCAAUGUUGUUCGAAAGCAAGAUAAAGAAGAAGAGAACUAAAAGAUCCCUAGUGGAAAAACAAGAGAAACCAUUCGAAACCGAGGACGAUUCACAAGGCCAGAACGACAUAAGGCAGAUUCAUAAAUCCAAUGAUGAAGAUGAUGCACAAGGCCAGAACGACACAAGGCAGAUGCCUAAAUCCAAUGAUGAAGAUGAAAUCUUUGCGACCUGA